This is a messenger RNA of Carassius auratus (goldfish), 7108 nucleotides long. Its product is annotated as tudor domain-containing protein 6. Lineage: Eukaryota; Metazoa; Chordata; Actinopteri; Cypriniformes; Cyprinidae. Bases 336 to 6716 code for a protein of 2126 amino acids. The record is from RefSeq and is a predicted model, not a curated record. The transcript is spliced from 16 exons.
GUCUGACCAUAAAUGAGCCAAUCAGCUGAACGCGCGAGAUCGAGGCGCGAAACAACAUAAACGGCGUCUAGUUACGACUCUCUCAAGUUCUUUGCUUAAUUAUAGUAUAAUUCGUUUUCUCGAUUUUUGUGUGUGUAAAACUGAGACUUAGUUGUCCUUUAAAUCUAAUUUAAGCUUCACGGGGUGAAAAUCCAUUUUCAUUCCUUCGCCAUUAAUCCUCCUCGACGGCUGGUCAGAAUCCAAGAUGUCGUUGAUCUACACUGAAAUAAAAGAGGAUUAUACCCUGAAGUGAUACACCUAGACACUGGAGCGAGUGAGACACAGAAGAAAUUACAAUGUGUUCUAUUCCUGGACUCCCAUCUGUGGGUUCAAAUGUACCCGUACUCAUUACCAGAGUAAAUCUGAACCCAGCAUGUGUUCUGGUAGAGUUUUGGGGGAAUUUUGAUCAAGACCGAAAAUUUGCUUAUCAGCAGCUGAAAAAGGAGAUUCAAUACCCCAGAGAAGGUUUUUGUGAAUUGGAAGGAAACCCUGGUGACUUGUGCCUCGUACGAGUGUAUGAAACAUGGUACAGAGCCCGUAUAGUGUCCAGAGAUACUGAAGAGUACAGCGUAUUUUUAAUCGAUGAAGGCAGAACACUGCAUGCCACUGUAAACACUUUAGCAUGGGGCAAAAGUGACUUUUUCUAUCUUCCCCCUGAAGUUGAAUUCUGUGUUCUUGCCAAUGUCCUGCCACUGUCUCCUGAAAACAAAUGGUCAGCAAUGGCCUUAGAGUUCAUGAAAACUUUCUGUGGUCGGAGAGUCAAUGCCACUGUCCAGGAUGUUCUUGUGCCCCAUCGAACAUUCCUACUUGACAUUCCUUGCCUGUCUAGACAGAUGUUUGAAAUGGGCUUUGCCAAGAAGUUGUACAGUGAUCGGUUUGAGGAGUUUGUUGCCAGAUCUUUGCAGACCAACAAUGGAACAGAAGAACCUCAGAGAAUUUCUCCCAUUAGGACCAAACCAAUUGAGAUCAUUGAGCAAAUGGAGAAGCAGCAGGCCUACAUGUACCCCGAGCUGCAAACUGAUACUGUUGAAACGGUUGUGGUCACAGAAGUUACAAGUCCUUUCAGAAUAUUCUGUCAGCUUAAGGUUUUCUCUCAGGAGCUGAAAAAGUUAACUGAACAGAUAACUCAUCAUUAUGAGGGAAGAGUUGGAUGUAAUUUUGCAAGACCUGAGAAUUUAGGCAGCCCAUGUGCAUCAAGAGGAAGUGAUGGCAAGUGGUAUCGUUCUGUGCUGCAACAGGUCAUGUCUGCCAACAAUGUGGUUGAAAUUUUGCAGGUUGAUUAUGGGAAGAAACUGUUUGUUCAAGUUGAGAACGUCAGACCACUUGCCCCAGAAUUCUUCAGGAUGCCUGUCAUAACAUAUGUGUGCUCCCUUCAUGGAAUAUCCGACAGAGGUAUUGGUUGGACAGCUUCACAGAUUGAUUAUCUUAAAUCUCUCCUGCUCAGUCGCACAGUGAUCGCCAAGUUUCAGUAUCAGAGCCUUUCUGAAGGUGUCCACUAUGUCACGCUUUACGGAGAGGAGAACACAAACAUCAACAAACUAUUUGAACUGAAACAGAAAUGUUCAUUGGAUUCUGAUAUGACCCUUUCAGAUUUUGCUGUUCAGAAGAGCCCAUUGCCUCAAAAGAGCAAGAUUUUGGAGACAACCGUUGCUGCACACAUUGAUGAAACCUACUCUGACCUUAAAGGGAACAAACCAGUCUUUUUCACAGAAAGUCUUGCACCUAACACGUCGCAUGUGGCUGUUGUACAGCAUGUUGAGAGCCCUGGAAAGUUUUGGAUUCAAACCCAGCAAUACGCCGAUGAAUUCAAUCAGCUAAUGAAUGACCUCAGAAAUCUGUUCAGUGAUCCAACAAGCACUGACGGAUUGAUAAGAAAGCCUGUUGUUGGUCUCCUCUGUGCAGCUAAAUCCCAAGAUGGUGUGUUCUAUAGAGCAGCCAUCUAUAAGGUAGUUGACAAGAAAGCAGAAGUUUACUUCCUCGACUAUGGCAACACUGAACUUGUUGAUUGUUUUGAUCUCCGACAGUUGCCUUUGAGAUUUCAGCAGCUGCCUGCUGUUGCAAUAAAGUGCUCCCUCUAUGGCAUUAAAUCCAGACUGAAUCAUUGGGAUGAGACGGCAACAUUGUUCUUUUUGAAACUCGUGGAAGACCGAGUACUUGAUUUGCAUGUAAAAGAAAAGCAUCAAGACACUCACAUGGUUCAGUUAGUGGAUCCGAGUUUAGAUGGAGAAAAUGAUGUGAGCAAGUUGUUGUGCAACUCAGAUUUUGCAGACAGUGAAAAGAGCUUUGUGGAUAAUUCUGCCACAAGAGCCUUUGGUUUAAAAACCACAAACACCUCUGGAGUAUACUUGACCGGAGCUCGGCCUCAAACGUCUUCCAGUUCUUCUGCCAUAACGGACAGUACAUCUGCUUUCAAGGAAUACUUGUUUCCCAUUGGAAGCUCACUGGAGGUAACUGUAUCCUACAUUGAGAGUCCAAAUGACUUCUGGUGUCAAAAAGCCAGAAAUGCAGCAUGUUUAGAAGUGCUAAUGCAAGACAUUCAGCGUUUCUAUGCUCAUAGUGAAUUUCAGCCACCUUUGGAAGCUGCUUGUGUUGCCCGUCAUCCUGAAACUGGGAUAUGGUACAGAGCCUUGGUGAUUCAAAAGCACCAAACACCUCAUGUUGAUGUCUUGUUCAUUGACUAUGGACAGACAAAGAAGGUUGCUGUUGAAGAUCUUCGAAAGAUCACGCCAGCAUUUUUGAAGAUGAAAGGACAAGCCUUUCGAUGCAGUUUGUAUAACCUGAUCCAUCCAGUAUCUCACUCCGCUUUAGACUGGAGCCCUGAAGCCACAUUGCAGUUUCAAGAGUUUGUUGACACAGCAGCGUCCAUGAAUGUGCCAUUAAAAUGCACCAUAUUUGCUGUAAUGUAUGACUCCCAGAAAGUUGUGUUCAAUGUGGUAGACUUGGAGACCCCAUUCCAAAGCAUUUGCAAUCUCCUUGUCCAAAGACGUUUAGCUGAUCGUGCACCCUCUAAGAAGGCUCCUCUUCCACCCUUUCGCCUGGACACCUACUAUUACUCCACACAUGGAGUCAAGACUGGAUGUGAAGAGGAAGUGAGUGUCACCUGUGUGAAAAGUGUCACUCAGUUCUUUUGCCAUCUUGCCAGGAAUUCAGAGGAAAUUGAGAAACUUUCAAACAAGGUCAACUCCCUAUGCCGUCAGCUAGAGGUAACCAAGUGUCCUCAGACUUUUGGAACAGUUUGCUUUGCAAAAUACACGGAUGGACUUUGGUACAGAGGCCAAAUAAAGUCUACAAAACCAUCAGUUCUGGUCAAUUUUGUGGAUUAUGGUGACUCAUUGGAAGUUGACAAGUCAGGCUUGCUUCCAGUUCCAAUUGAAGCAGGAGAGAUUAUGUCUGUCCCAGUGCAGGCAAUUGAAUGUGGGCUCUCAGAUAUGCCUGAAGAUGUGCCAUGUGAAGUGGGAAAUUGGUUUCAGAAAUUUGCGGACAGUCAUUGUUUCACUGCUUUGAUCGUCGCAAAAGACCCAGGAGGAAAGCUUUUGGUGGAACUUUAUGAGGGAAAAACUCAAGUGAAUGCACUGAUAAGACAGAAGUUUCGCAAUGAAAUCCCUAGAAAUGAAACGAGCCCAUUCAAAGGACAUAGUUCAAAGAACAGAAGUGCACAAAGUGGGUCAACCCAUAUGAAAGAAAGUUCCAGUGGUCUAAAGCGAGAUUUCGUGGAUCAAAUUCCACAGUCCCGUGAAAGUUAUGAAAUGCAGCAAGGUUAUGUUGAGUCAAAACAGCCACGGAGCAAAUGUGGAUUCCAUACAAAUGGUGGAUUAGAACCAACAAGAGAUUUUGGGACAGUGCAUAAUUCUCAGAAAAAGCUUGAACCACAAAGAAAGUCCAGUGAUAGAGCUGAUGUGCAUCCCCCUUGUACAUCUGACAAAAUCGAUGGUGGUAAGCUCAAGACUCCGGCUCUUCUUAACGAAUCGGCACUCCCAGUGAAAGUAAUAAAACCAGGUCUAGAAGCUGAGGUAUUCAUCUCUCAUUGCAACAGCCCUUGUAGCUUCUUUGUUCAGUUUGCAACUGAUGAGGAUGACAUUUAUUCGCUUGUGGAGAAAUUGAAUGCCGACCAGUCAAGGUGCGCCAACUUUGAUCCUAGUGAUAUUCAUGAGGGAGACAUGGUUUGUGCAAUGUUUCCUGAAGAUAACUCCUGGUACCGUGCAGCAGUAAGAAAAAACCAUGGCGACACAAUCAACGUUGAAUUUGUUGACUUUGGAAACACUGCUACAAUUUCUGCCUCAAAAAUUUGCCGUCUUGAUCAAUCCUUUGCUUCAUUUCCUAAGUACAGUAUCCACUGCUCUGUACAUAAACUGAAUGUUGACAGUGGAGACCAGGAACUUUCACCCAACUUUAAACAGGUAAUUGAACAAAACAUUGAAAAGGUCAUGUGCACAUUUGUGAAAAUGUCAGGCUCCAUUUGGGAAGUGAAACUUGAUGUUAAUGGUGUAGUGUUGGGAUCUACCUGCAGGGAUGAUGCUGCGCCAGCAGCUGAGCUUACGACCCCAGGUAACAAGCAGACAUCUGAAAUCAUAGUCUGUACCCGUUACAAGAACCCUGACGUAUCAGCUGGUCAAAUGAUCACUGGAUACACCUCACUGAUCAAGGGUCCUCAUCUCUUCUGGUGCCAAUAUGCAACAACAGAGAAACUCCAAGAUAUUUCAGAUGUUUUACAGAAUGCUGGUAAUGCAUCAGAAAAUACUUUGAGUGAGGAAUCUCUGCCAAUUGGAAGUGCUUGCAUUGCUCUUUUCACUGAAGAUAAUCUGUGGUAUCGAGCUAAAGUUACAUCUAGGGACCUUGACACACUCUCCAUUACCUUUGUAGACUAUGGAAAUGAAGCAAAAGUCAAUAUCAGUGAUGUUAAAGCCCUUCCACCCGAGCUAUCAGACGUGCCCCCUCAGGCCUUCGACUGCCAGCUUGAAGGUUUCGAUCUUUCCAAGGGUUUCUGGGCUGAAGAGGCAGAUGAUGCAUUCUUUGAGCUUGUUAAUGACAAGCUUUUAAAUAUCACUGUUGAGAAAAUGGGUAACUCUGAAAUGCCAUACUUCAUCAAGCUGGAUUAUAAUGGUGUUGUCAUCAAUGAUACCAUGAGAAGCUACUGGAAAAGUCAAAGUCCUGAAACUUCAUCUGUUGAACUCUUGAGUGGAGCAAAUGUGGUCUCCAUCGAUGCCUCUGUGGAUGCUGAAGUUAAUAUUGACUCUGUAGUUAUCCAUGAUUCAGACACUAACCAUGCUGACAAUGAGACAUGCACCUCACUUCUCGAAAUACAGCAUUCUGAACAAGAGCAGCUUGAUUUACUGACAAGUUCAAAAGUUGGAACUGAAGCUCAGGAUAAGCCAAUCAAGAUGGUUACUGAUGUUUCUUCACUUGAUGCAGCGAGUAUAGUGGCCUCUGAUGCACAAGAGGACCUUGAAACCAUAUGCAUCAUGGAAGGUGCUUCAGCUUUCACUUGUCCAUCAGAUGCAACAAACCAGCUUGCUUUUGCUAAAGAGACAGACCCAAUUCCUUCUCCUGUAGUUUUGCCACAGCACUCCGAGGGAGCUACACCUAGUAUUUCCUCAGAGAAUGAAGAUAGCUUUUUGAUUAAUAACACCGAUUCUCAGUUAUGCGCUGAGGCACCAGAGUCACCUUCAUUUGAGAUCAUUCAAUCAGACUUGGGCUGUUUAAGGCGAGCAACUGAGAAAAAGCCUGCUGGGUCAGAAUGUGUGAUCUGGUCUCAUGUAAGAAGAAAAUGGUGCAGAGCACAAAUUUUAAAAAGUUCUGAAGAUGCUGCAUUGGUGUUGAUUGUAGAAUAUGAUUCUGAGGUGGUAGUAGAUCCUUUCAACAUCUUUGAAAUUCUGCCAGACGAGCCAUUGCAGACAUCAUGCAGUGAAGCUGUAGUUCAAAGUGAUGAAGUAACCCAGGAGAUACAGACUGAAUCGAAUAAUAGUACUUCAAAGGCAGAAGAUACAGAAUAUGAACCUGUAGUCACCUCAGAAUCAGAAGAACCAAAGGGUGACGAGAAACAAAUUGAACAAAUGGAUCCAGGUGAUGAACAUGCAGACCAGCCUGAAGUCACAGGGUUUGUGUCCUGCUCUGCUGUUGAAGACUCUGAGGUCUUAGAUUCGCUGGGGGAAGGUGAACAAGUGCACGAUCUUGUUCAAGUACUGAAUCCUGAACGAGUAGAAAGCAAGGAUCCACAAGAGGAUUUAAGUACUUCAGCUGGGGAGCAAAGAGAAGAACCUGCCAACAUGAGCACUGGAGUGGAUUUGCUGAUGGAUUUCCUUGAUGUGACUCCCCAUGAAAAGGAGGUGUGCGAGACUGAGUUUGACACAGACUUGCUUGAGGAGUUUAAUAAUGUUACUGAAGAUCUUAUUGUACUUACCAGUGAUGGAACGGAGUCCGACACUGCAUCCGAUGGCACGCUUCAGGGAGAUCCACUUACUCCAGAAAUGAUCCAUGCUGAUGCUGAAGAAUCUUCAUGUUUACAAGAAAAGUCAGAUGCAUCUGAUUGCACCAGCGCUGAGGAUUCAGGUGUAACUCAUCUGAUCCUGAAGGUUGAGGAUGCAUCUGACGAUGAUGUCAUUUUUGUUGCUGUUUUGCAAGAAUCCCAGGCAGAAGUAUUUGAGCCAGAGAGUGAAAAUGAAAAACAGAAGAUUGACUAAUGUAAACCUCUUAGGAGGCUAGUUACUUUAUGUAAUGUUUUUUUUUGUGUUUGUUUUGGUUAAUCACAUUUAUAUUGCCAAUAGCUUGAUGUAUUAAGCGUUUUUGUCUAAUAUCAUAAACCGCAUAAUAGCAACAAUAAGCACUUCUGCUUGUUCAUAGAGUAGAGCUGUAGUUUUGUUUUCUCCUUACAUUACUGUUCAUUGAUUUCUCUUUACAGAUGAAGGCUGUUUUGUGUUUUCAGUUAUUACUCAGCCUUUAGUUGUAUUCCUUAUUGGAUUUUGAAACAAUGUUUCUAAAUUGUACAUUAUCCAGGGAUUUUGUUGCUUGUUCAAAUGCUCUUAAACAUUUACAUUCUGGUGAAAAAGCAAUUUGCUACAUUUUGUGCUAACUU